UAUUACAUAUUGCCAUUUUUCACUAAUAACAGUUAAAAUAGAAGAACAAAAGUAUCACUAUUGUUAAUAAUACAAUUUUUCUUCUUGUCUUAAAUUCCUUUGAUGAUUUUUAAUGUGUAUGUUGAAUCAAUAGAUGUGAAAUCGUACUUCAGAAAAGACGAAAAGUAGAAAGCAAUUCAGAGAGGGAAAGUAAUUUUGAUAAUAAUUAGUGAAUAGUCCGAAUCUGAAUAUUCAGUACUUGAUAUUGAAGUCGAAGAGGAAAAAAAUUUUAUUUUGAGAAAUGGAUAAUCUUAAUACAAUAUGCUAGUUUAUAAUUCGACGUAAAAAGUAUCCAAAAGUUGUGCACAGACGAAUUUUCUCAAAGUAAUUCACUACUCGUAUUCAAAGUGAUAGGUGAACAUCAGUGAACUAAAGAAAUAAAUACAAAAAAUCUAAUGGAUUGGGUGUCCCAUAACCAUUCCCGAUCCCUUUCUAGUCGUCUGGAUCUAGCAAGAGCAACACAAGCUACUGAAUUUGUUCCAAGAGUUAUCAGUUCCAGUACAUCUGCUUCCCCUAAUUUCUUUGGUUAUUCAAGUUCAAACUCUUCACUUCAUUCAAUAUCGAAGAAAUUAGAUGAUGGCAGUUUAUCAACGUCCCAUAUUUCUUCGGAAUCUUCUUCGCCCCCCUUAGCAAACUUGCCGAACAAUUCAUCUAUUGUAACUAGUUCGCCUGUGCAGUCAGAGAAAGUGGGAUCUAGUCCGGGACCUUCUUUACCAGCCUACCAAGAAAAUGUGGGUGGUACUACCUACUUCUAUCAGAUACAGACCACUCCAGAGAACUGCCAACCAAGUGAAACUGCAGUAACUGUAGGUGGCUCCUUACCAACUGAAUACAACGUCUACACGGGUAAAAAAGAUCCGUCUUUUUUCUUGUCCGAAGAUCUCCGCAGCGAUAUUCUAAAUAGAAAUGUUUUAACUUUGUUACAACCCGACCCACAGCAAUAUCCAGAUCUUCCGCAAGAGGUAGAUAGCUACCACGAGCUGUUUCCUCUUGAACCCAUAUCAAAUACUUUGCAUAAGGCCCAUUUGGGCUAUCAGGCGACCAUGUACAAAGCGACCCACAUCAAAACUGGCAUGCACUACUGUUUAAGAAGAAUCCAUGGAUUUAGGUUAUCUAACACUAAAUGUAUGGCAUAUGUCGAGCUGUGGAGAAAACUCACCCAUUCCAAUAUAGUUCAAUUGAAGGAAGUGUUUACUACGAAAGCUUUCGGUGAUAACUCCAUGAUAUUCGUGUAUGACUAUCAUCCCGGUUCAGAAACACUACUGAACAAACAUUUUUCACCGGACCAACCAGGUUAUUGUGAUCCGUUCUUAAAUGAUAGCUCCACACCGAGACCAUAUAGCUACCAGAAAAAUAACCUGCUACGGCACACUCAAAAUAAUAAACUUCCUGAACCGUUGAUUUGGAACUACAUCAUCCAGCUUACAUCAGCUUUAAGAAUUAUUCACUCUUCAGCACUUGCGUGCAGAAGUUUAGAUCCAACGAAGAUUAUUAUUAAUUCCCGAAAUAGGUUAAGAUUAAGUUGUUUAGGAGUAAUGGAUGUAGUGCUUCAAGAAACAAAUUCAACCAUCAACCACAUAGCGCUAGUACAACAUUAUCAGCAAGAAGACUUAACUGCUUUAGGAAAAUUGGUUCUAGCUCUGGCUUGCAAAUCGACCAUGGCUGUGCAAAGAGAAAACAUAUCUACAGCUUUAGAUAUUGUCAGUCGUUCCUACACCACUGAUCUCCGGAAUCUGAUUAUGUAUUUAUUAGGUACACAACAAAGAAGAAGCGUUACUGAUCUUAUGCCCAUGAUUGGUGCUAGGUUUUACAAUCAAUUGGAUACAUUACACAACCACAUCGAGACGCUCGAUCACGAACUGUCGAAAGAAGUACAAAACGGCCGCCUUUUUAGAAUUAUGACCAAAUUGGCUACCAUUAACGAACGACCAGAUUUCAAUUUGGAGAGUACAUGGGCAGAAACUGGAGAUAGGUAUAUGUUGAAACUAUUCCGAGAUUAUGUAUUCCAUCAAGUGACCGAAGACGGCAACCCUUGGCUCGACAUGGCGCACAUCGUCCAAUGUCUCAAUAAGUUGGACGUGGGCGUACCCGAAAAGAUAAGUCUGGUGUCACGUGACGAACAAAGCGUCCUCGUCGUCUCGUACGCCGAACUAAAACAUUGUUUAGAACAGUCUUUCAGCGAGCUAACCAGUUCAUCCUCAGGCCUCCAAGAAUUAAAUAGAAUAUCAUAAUAUUGAUAUGUGGGAUAAACUUCAUCUUUUUAGGAAAAGUCUCGUUUAGCAAGAUUCGGCAGGGAUCCUUUUUACUCAUUGUAUAUAUAUGACACUAAAAUCUUUGCAAUCGACAAGAUUUCUUAGUUAUAUUUGUAACGUUAGAAGGGAAAAUAUUGUUCGGUUUUACAUUUUAACUUGAUACAUCAACACCAGUGAUUUUUUUGUUUUUUAAAACAUUUUUACCAAAGUGUUAUUUUUUACUGUUAAAGAAACUGCAGCACAAACUAUAUUUUUCAGAAAACAUUUUUUUCAUUAAUCGCAAAAUAAUUUUUUUAAACGUUUAAGAUUAGACUUUAAAACAAAGUGUAGACUAUUUACUAACGUCGAGACAGUUUCGUGUUUCGAUAAUUUGACACAGGUGGCGCUGCUAUGUUGUGCGAUAACAUUCAUAUAGUAGUACCAGCUAUCUAAGAGACUCACUGAUAUUCAGCUCACCGGGUGUUAUUAUUCGAGGUGUGGAAUUCCAUAAACAAGGCAUCUACUGUUUGUAAAAUGAUCACUUGUUUAUGUAAUUUCACACCUCGAACAAUAGUAUCCCGCAGAGCUGAUUAUUAAUGAGUCUCCUAGAUAGCUGGUACUACUAUACUUUUAUGCCGAAGCCACAUUCUUCUUUUUCCAAAGUGAUUGGAAGAAUCAUAAGUUUUUAUUCGUUGUGACAGUUAGGAAUCCAAUUUACAAUAUCCCUCUAUUUAAUGUAUUAGUACUGGAAAUAAAAUAAUCCAGUAAGUUUCAAUUUUUCAAUCCAAAGUCAUCAUUGCCACUUCCUUUAAUUUACUGUCUUGACGGGCAUGCAAAUUAGCCGAAUUCUUCCUUGAGUGUCAAGUGGUCGUUCUCUUGCAUAUCUAGCUAGCCAUUCAAUUUACAUCUAUCUAUUUCUAAUUUUAUUAUCAGUUCAUACUUUCUUUAUCAAUUCUAUUCUAUUUGUCUUCGCAUCUUCCUAUAAUAAUACUACUGCAAAAGUAGUAUUUUGUUACUUCGGCUUCUCAACGUUCAAGCCACACAUUUUUUGUUCCAUGAGCUCUUCUCUCCUUUCUACUUCUGUUGGAGUAUAUCAUUCUCUUUACUUUCAUUCCAACAGAAGUUCUUCUGUUUUUGUUACAUUGGCGCCCAACGUGGGGCCUGAAGAGUUAGUGGGGCCACGACCCUGAGAUUAAGAGUCUCAUGCUCUUUUUCAUCUCAUGCUCUUUUUAGUUACAUGAACUAUAUUAAGUUUUUUUUUAUCUUCAAAAUGAACCACUUUUCAUUCUGAAAUUUUCAUUGAACCAACUUGUACCCAAAAAUGCUUUCUUAUACAUACUAUACUUACAUAUACAGUAAACACAAUCGUUACUCAAUAUCAAGGUAUGUGUCUACCUUAGGAAAAUAAUGGUUUUCACAUCCCUAUUGUAGGUAACAUUCCGUCCAUAAAAUCUCUAAAAUCGAAAAUUGUUUAUCUAAAUAUUAAAGUACAACUGUCUUUCUGGCAUACUUUCUCUACCCUUGAUCAAUUUUAGGUAAUACAGUCCCUUGUUGUUAUUAAUAGAAUAUGUGAUACUUUUACAACAAUUCUAAAAUAGAUAAAUAUUUUUUGCUUAUUAGUAUUGUCUCGAGACCUAUAUGAAUCUGAUUGUAAUUUUAUAUUAUUUGACAAACAAAUUAUAUUUGAUUUGAACUUGUUUUAGUACCUUUCGUUAAUAUGUUUUAUUUAUCUUAUUAGACAAAGACUAUCUACAAUGUUGUUUUAUUUUAAUUUUAAAAAUGUUCAAUAUAUUUAUAAUGAGUAAAAAGUCAUUUGAAAACUUCAGCUAGUAGAAGACGUUUACCUAAGGAAACGCCAUGAUGAAUGUUUAAAUCAUGAACAUCUCUUGGAAUUGAGGAUAAGCUGUAAUAUGUCUGUGUUACUUAUUAGACCAGUGUCCAGAUGAUGCCAAGAUUAUCGAAACACCUUCUUUGAUCAAAUGACAAUUAUUUUUAUAUCACAUAUAAAAUCAACUGAAUUAUUUUAAAACGGGUAAUAAAGAAAUAAAAUACGACAAUAAUUUAAUCGUAUCAUUAAAAAUAUCAUAGACGAAUACAGUAAAAACAAAUAUAAAAAAAAAUUCUUAAGGAUGCCAUUAUUUGCACAAAGAAUAAAAUUAUUAAACAAAGUAAGUUAUUCAGUAGAAGUAACACUGAAAACGACAAUAAAUAUCGUUCCCAUACCACCAGAUUGACAACAGGUGGAAUCUUUCUUUGGUUACACCUCCUGAGAUUUUCAAAAUUUAUAAAUCAUACAGGAUGCCGAGAGAAUUUUAAAUAAUUCACAACUCAUCUGCUCAGCGUGGUAAAAGUUCCAACAAGAAAGAUUCCUUAAUACUCCUACAAAAGAGUAAAUGAAUUAAAAAUGUAUAAACGUUUUCAAUUUCUUUGCAACACGAAAAUGCAGCAGCUGCAUAAUGCUCUGGUAAUUCGAAGAGUGCAGGAAAAGUCUAUACCGGUUUCGGAGAUCUUUUCUUUCUUUGCAAUUCGGGAAGGCCCAAAGUGUGAUGCCUGGGGAAAUCGGAGAGAAGAUGAUAUGGGACUACUGAUGAGGGGAAAAGACCUCCGAAACCGGUAUAGACUCUUCCUGCACUCUCCGAUUUAACCAGAGCAUUAUGCAGCUGCUGCAUUUUCGUGUUGCAAAGAAAUUGAAAAUGUUUAUAAUUUUUUAAUAAAAUUAUUAUUCUUCUAAGGAAGAUGACAGAGUCUGUUUCAGGUCCUGAUCUUUGAUCCGGGUCAGUCGUGAAGGACUCAUCACUAGGUAGAUAUAUAGAUUCAAUGAGACGGCUUUUGACCUAUUCCACUGCGACUUUUCCAGACCUAUUGGGGUCCUCUAGCCCUAGAUUACAUUCUCUAGGCUUAUCAUUUUUAAAAGGUCUAAUAACUUCGAGACUGAACCUUCCAAAUAGCUCUUUGCAAAUGGCUUUUCUUCACCUAAUACAAAAACCAUACAUUUACCAGGAUGUUACACUGAUAUAAAAUGCGUUAGGUGAAUAUGCAUAGGUCAUCAUCUGCCAAUCACAUCAGCUUCAACUGCCUAUUCAGCUUACACCGCCGUAUUAGCAGACCUACUGCCUUUGACUGUUUUCCUGUCUUUAAAUAAUUGAUGGAUUCAACCGUUACUUGAUAGAAGUUCAUUUUAUCUAACAAUAAAACACUGAAAACCUUUGUUUUCUAUACUUCCACAAAAUUUAUUAUGACUAUGUGACUACAGCUGUUUCGGCAGAGUGCUUUUCUCAAGUGAUUUAGUUUACUAUGGGUUUGUCUUUUUAAAGUCUUUAACGGAACAGGUUCAGGAGUGGGGAGCUGUUUGUCUCGAGUUGGUCAUUCAGAAUUAUAUCUGUUUUUUUCAAUUUAUUAAUUUCCAUAGAUUCUAAUAAAGAUAGCUUAAGGCCUUUAUUUUGAAUAUGCAGAAUUUGAAACUCUUCGUUAAAAGAAUGAUUAUUAUCUAGAAGGUGAAGUGCGUAUGUAGAAGUGUCUGUUUUUCUAUUGUUGAAAGCCCUUUUGUGUUCUGCUAUCCGUUUGUCAAAGGUUCUACCAGUUUGACAGAUGUAAGUUUUCGGACAGUCACCACAAGUUAGUUUGUAAACACCACUCUGUAGUUGCUUUCUCUUUCUGCUCUUAUUGUUCUUAAUAUAUUUGCUUAAGUUGUUAGUUCUGAAAGUUGGUGUUAUUCCUUUCUUUUUUAUGUAUCUGGCUAUUUUUGUUGUUAUCUUGCCAGUAUAUCUGAUAGAGCAGAAGGUACUGAGUUCUUUCUGUGGUGGUGGAUAGACUAAUUUCAGGGAUUUCUUAACAAAUUAACAAAAUUUUAAACCCAAAACUCCAUAAGAAAGCCCUGAAAUUAGUCUAUCCACCACCACAGAAAGAACUCAGUACCUUCUGCUCUAUCACAUAUACUGGCUUGUUAACAACAAAAAUAGCCAGAUACAUAAAAAGGAAAGGAAUAACACCAGCUUUCAGAACUAACAACAACUUAGCAAAUAUAUUAAGAACAAUAAGAGCCGAAAGAGAAAGCAACUACAGAGUGGUUUUACAAACUAACUUGUGGUGACUGUCCGAAAACUUACAUCGGUCAAAAUGGCAGAACCUUUGACAAACGGAUAGCAGAACACAAAAGGGCUUUCAACAAUAGAAAAACAGACACUUCUACAUACGCACUUCACCUUCUAGAUCAUAAUCAUUCUUUUAAUGAAGAGUUUUAAAUUCUGCAUAUUCAAAAUAAAGGCCUUAAGCUAUCUUUAUUAGAAUCUAUGGAAAUUAAUAAAUUAAAAAAUACAGAUAUAAUUCUGAAUGACCAAGUCGAGACAAACUUCUCAACCUCUUCAGUUAGAAGACUUUAAAAAGGCAAACACAUAGUAAACUGAAUCACUUGAGAAAGGCACUCUGCCGAAACAGCUGUAGUCACAUAGUUAUAAUAAAUUUUGUGGAAGUAUAGAAAACAAAGGUUUUCAGUGUUUUAUUGUUAGAUUUCCUGUCUUUGCUUACUAGGUCUGCCGUAAAUUUUGGCGAAUGUUCUGUAAUGAACUGUUUCGCUUGUCUUUGUGCCGGUAACUUCCUCCACGAUUUCAGAGAUGUGAACUACUGACUUUCUUAUAUAUGUUCUUAUUAAUGUCUGCAAUGCCGCAGAAGGAUUCCAGUCCAACGAACGGCAUUGAUAAGCAUCACUAGAUAAAAUACAACUCACCUACAUUAGGCUAAAUAAGUAAAAGAAUUGAGAGAUCUUCAAAUCCACACAAAGAAAUUGCUGUUAAAUUUACAAAUACCAAUCAUUAAUUUGUUCAAAACUGGGUGGGAUACAGUGAUGAGUGCGCUAAUAACCGGCAAAAUAACUCAACCAUAUAAGUUGUGGAGAUGAAAUUAGUAGAGGUGGGAAAUUUAGCGAUAGAAAGCGAUUAGCUAUAAAUUUACAUUAUCUUCAUUGUUUCCCACCUUUAGACGUAUCGGACGAGUUUGGCAACUACCACAGUGACAGUGAUAGUUUUAGUUGACAUACUCCUCUAAUGCGUCUAAAGGUGGGAAACAAUUAAUAUAAUGUAAAUUCAUAGAUUUCUAUCGCUAAAUUUCCCAGCUCGACUAGUUUCAUUUUUUUUCUCUCACAACUUAAUAGGUUUUCCAUCUUUUGCGUUAUUUUGCCGGUUAUUAGCGCGCUCAUCACUGUAUUUAUAAUAGGUAUGUUAUGAAAAAUUAUUGUUGUAUAUUAUUUCAGUUCAUCUCAAAGUCUCUAUAUUUAAAAAAUGGCUUUGGUUCUACUCGGGAAGUCCAUUUACUAAAUUUUUUUCUAUUAAAUAGUAAUACUGACUUAACUAUUUAAAAGUUCGGUGAAGACAUUUUUCAUGUAUAUUUUGUGAUGUCCGCUAGUGGCAACAUUAUCGGUGAAGACAUUUUUCAUGUAUAUUUUGUGAUGUCCGCUAGUGGCAACAUUUUUGAAAUGAGCAUUUUUCGGGUUCGCCCUUACUCCUCCAUGACUGUUAAAGCGGAUUUAUUUGUACCCAUCAGUAAACAUAAACUAGUGAUCAGGGUAAAGUCAGUGCUUAUUAUUUAAUCUAAAAGCGGCAAAUUAGUAGAAUAGACCCCACAUACCACGUUGUAAGUACAAAUUUGUCCAAUGAAUCGUCGGGACUGUAAAUGCAUACGCCAUUUGAAGUAUUUCCUUUGAUUCUGGGGACUGGUCUCAAUUACGUACUUUAAGAUAGUGUUGUGAGUUGAGAAUGAAUGUGGUUUAACAAUAGUGAUUGUUUACCAAAAAUAUUUUGUUUUCAAUAAUAUUUGGGUACAUCACACGCGCCACUGAAAACUCAUUAUUUUUUUGUUGUAUCGAAAUGAAAUAUUAUUGAAAACAUAUUUCCAUUUUUGAUUACUAAAUAGAUAUUUUUUGCAUAAGUUAUAUUUUUCUUUAUAAAAAGAUGUAUCAAAGCCGAUUAAUAAAAAGCAAUAAAAAUUAUAAUUUAAA
Molecule: messenger RNA, 8259 nt
Organism: Diabrotica virgifera virgifera (western corn rootworm)
Lineage: Eukaryota; Metazoa; Arthropoda; Insecta; Coleoptera; Chrysomelidae
Gene: PAN3
Product: PAN2-PAN3 deadenylation complex subunit PAN3
Exons: 8
Coding region: 435-2270 (611 amino acids)
Biological process (GO): nuclear-transcribed mRNA poly(A) tail shortening; mRNA processing; protein phosphorylation
Cellular component (GO): P-body; PAN complex
Molecular function (GO): protein kinase activity; ATP binding; poly(A) binding
Source: RefSeq, a predicted model, not a curated record